Molecule: messenger RNA, 2070 nt
Organism: Candida tropicalis MYA-3404
Lineage: Eukaryota; Fungi; Ascomycota; Pichiomycetes; Serinales; Debaryomycetaceae
Exons: 1
Coding region: 1-2070 (689 amino acids)
Source: RefSeq, a predicted model, not a curated record
AUGCCGAUCUACCAAAGAAGAGGAACACCCACGAUUGAGAUUCGUGCGUCAAAAUCAUCCGAUGAUGAUUCAGAUAGUUCAUCAUCAGAUUACUGUAAAAAUAAUCCCAAAGCAGAUCAAUGUGAGAAACCCGUUAGUGAUAAUAGUGUUACCAUUGCCUUGUCUAUUGUAUUACCUUGUCUUGCUAUAUUUUGUGUUCUUGGAUAUUUCCUUUAUAGAAAUUAUAGAAAGGAUAAAAAAGAAAGUAUGGAACAUGAUCCUGAUUUUGAUGAAAAUGGCGAAGCCACUGCUUUGCCAGAUUACCCACAGAUUAAGUCAUAUCAAGAAAACCCAUUUGAUAAUAGAAACUCAAUUAGAUACCCAAUGGAUAAUGUAAGUACUCAUCAAUUUGGUCAACAACAACAUCAACAAAAACGAGAUCCAUAUUUGGACAGUUUUGUUUUACCAUAUCAACAUCAAACUGGAUCCAAAUUAUCUUUAGAUGACUAUGCAAGAAACCUUGGUGAUCUGCAAGGUUAUCAAACCCCUUCUAAUAUCCUUGGCAGAUCAAGAUCGAAUUCCAUGCAUCUUGAUCAAAAAUCUUCUUCCGGAUUAAAUGCUCCUACUCAUUCAAGAAAACCAUCAUCUGCAAAAAGUCCAACAAAGAAAAAAGAUGGUAAACAAUAUACUAAUAUCCCUAAUGAAUCUGUACCUAAUUUUGCUGUUGAAUCUAAUCAAGUUGUAUCUGGUGGUGGAUUCAAUGAACAUGAUGAGCCUUCAUCAUCAUCUUCUUCUUCUUCUUCUUCUGCCACCCCAACUGUUCCAGAGGAAAAAUUUGCUACUAAAUAUGAAAUGGAAACUGAAUCAGAAUCAUCAAUGAACAAGUCAGGUAUUCCACAAAUAGUGGUAAGUGAAAACAAAGUGGAAGAUUCAUCUCCAUCUCCAUUUGAUGACGAACACGAACAUGCCACUACUGCUACAGAAACCACAGUUGAUACUAUUCCCAAUGAUGACCAUGAUGAUGAUGAUGACGAUGAUGACGAUGAUUAUGAAUAUAAUAAUCGUGAUGAUGAUGAAAUUCAUUUUAGCACAAAGAGUAAACAAGUAUCUUCUAGACCUAAAUCUCCCAGAAUUUCUGCAUUUAAUUUAUUGAAAAACGAAAGUGAUGAUGAAGAUGACAAUGGUCAUGGCGAAAAUGAUGAUGACGAUGAUGACGAAAUGAAUGAAUUGAGUCCAGAACAAAAAGAAGAGAUUAGACGUAUGAAAUCUGUUUACAAGGUUUAUUUUGAUAAUGAUGCAGCUCCACAACAACCUCGACAAUAUGAAGUUGAUGGUAAUCACCCACCAGUGCCAGUCGAUAAGAUCAAUAAUGAAUUAAAAAUGGAUACAGAUUAUGAGAAAAGAAUUAGUACUGCUUCUUCGGUAUAUAAUGAUGCAGAAGAUGUUGAGCAUCAUCAACAAUACUAUUACGAUCAAUUCAAUCAACAAUAUCAACAACAAUUUGGUUCACCAGUGGAUCCAAACUUUUAUCAUCAAUUCCAACAACAACAAUAUUACAACUAUUAUCAACAUGAACAACAGAGACGUAUACAACAAGCUAAGAAACCAUUACCUGCAUUACAAAAAUUACCUAACCCAGCUGAUUUCAGAAAAUCUACUUUACAAACUUAUACCAAUUUCAAACCAAAUUUAAAGAACCAACCAUCAAGUUCAGGAAAACAACCAUUUAUUCCAAUUGAAAAUGAUGGUGUCUGGUCAUCGCCUAUUAAUUCUCCAUCUAUUCAAUCCCAAGCAUCAUUCCCACUGCAAAACCACAACCAACAGAGAAAUAUUUCUGAUAGUUAUUUCCCAGAGCAAGAACCUGUACAACAUAAUGUUCCUUCUGCUACCCAAUUAUCUAGAUCAUCUGUGGUUAUGUUGAAUCCAGUAACGGAAAUCACCAAACAAAGGAAAUUCAAACCUGCUGGUUCUGUACCACAUAGUUAUCAACCACAACAAUAUGGACAAAGCGAAUUGAAUGGACCUGAAAAUGAUUUAAUUCCUGGAAGUAGGAAAAGUGAUGUUAGAAGAAUGAUGAAUACCAAUUUCUAG